AAAAAAGGCGUCCUUGGAAUCGGAGCAACAACAUAUUUUGUGAAGUGCAAUUAUUUUUAAAGAAAAAUGUCUCUCUGUGUUUUUGAUUUGAACAUUGAAAGAGUGUCAGCACCAGGGGUGUGGUUGGCAAGCAGCAGGGAUGUUUAUCUGGCUAUAAAAGCUUUCGGAGAGUACAGAACUACACGCAGAGUCCCGCCAACAUUCCCGCUGAUUUUCCACGAAUCUUUUAGAUUUGAAAAGACAUUCUUCUCAGCAAUAGACUCCCUAGACGUAGCAAGGUUCCUUGAAGGUGAAGUGGUAGAAAUUGAGCUUCUGCAAUAUGAUGUCUAUUACGAUACUGUUGUCAAACUUGCAUCCUUCUCAGCCAAUGCUCGAGAAUUUCUGUUCCCAUAUCCGAGCUUGAGUCCUGCCUACUCUACUGCAUCCAAGGAAGUAAUUCUCUUCAGAUCUGCUCUAUUUCCAGGAAUGUCACCAAGGCUGGAAUUUUCUGUACAGACAAAUAUAACCAGGGAUGUACCAACAGUCACAAGGACUGUUUGUUACACUGAUAGAGUUCCUGUGUACUCCUCAUACCUUGAUGAAGAUGCUGAAGUUGCAGAGCUAACUUCUGAAACAAGAAGGACCUACAUUUCCACACCACGUAUACGGCCACGUUCAGCUGAACCAUUGUACUCAUACCGUGCAAGGUCACCUGCCCCUGUUCUGUCGACUGCAGACAGGCUUGAGAUUGAAAUUGCUGCAGAACGAGCCACAGCCAGAGCUAAAGCUGAUGCUCUACUCUCUCUCAGUAGAAGCUCUUCUCCUAUCCGGUCCUACACACCAACCAGGUCAUACACACCAACCAGGUCCUUUACACCAACCAGGUCCUAUACACCGACCAGGUCCUUUACACCAACCAGGUCCUAUACACCGACCAGGUCCUUUACACCAACCAGGUCCUACAGAGCAAGGAGGACCUACUCACCAGUGUUCCGUCGUUCUAUUGAUGAUACGUAUCUGGACAGUAAACUCUCCUAUUCUCCAAGAUAUCGUUAUUAUUAAAAGGGUGGGUACCAAUAAAUGUUGGCCAGUGCAUGACCUAGAGGAUUGCUGAACUGAAGAGGAAAUCCUGCAAAAAUAAUAGCAAAAGCAGUCAUUGACAUUUUAGAAAUAACUCUGAAGACAAAAAUUUAUUAAAAUAGUUGUAGAUUUAAUAAAAACAUAAUGUUCUUUCUUGUCUGUUAGUGAUAGGGUAAUUCUUUUCAUAGAGAUUAUAUAUUUUGAAAUUAAAUGUAAUUGUUUAUGAUCUAUGUUAAAGGUAUAUUUAUUGUUUAAUAUUUUUUACAUUUUGUAUUUUUAUUAUUAUUGUAUAGAUUCACUUAUUGGAUCUCAACUUUAAUUAACAAUCUAUGAUUAUUUCAAAUUGACUUCUUGUGCAUGUCCUCGUGAUAUUUUCUUAAUUGUUUUUUAUCAUAUAUUUUACAGUUUUGUUUAAAAUUCCAUGUUAUACAAUACAAACACAGAAUACAUCCAGUUGUUUGUCUCUAAGUGAAGAAACGGGUAUACAACAUUUAAACUACGUAAGAUUAUAUUUGAAGGUAAAUUUUGAGGACUGAAUGUGAAAGAAGCCUAUAUAAAGUGCAUAUAAAUACAGAAGUACUAAAGACUUCUUUCCUAUUCACCCUUCAAAUUGUUUUAAUGUACAGGGACAAUCCACUAAGUGCCAUAGCUUAAUCUUUUACUGAAGCCUGUGAUAGCACUGAAUUUAUUCACUCCAUGCACCCAAAAAGACCACGACACUGUAUGACUUGCACAUCCCAAUGAUAACAUAUAUACAAAUACCAGAUAACAUUUAAUGUAUUGUCCAAUAUUUAUAAUUAUGAAAAAUGCACUUGAUGCUAUGAUUGAGCCAUCUUCGUUUUGCAAACGUAAUCAGUAUGGUGACAUGACACUUUAUCAUACCUUGUUCUCUUGAGAUGACUUGCAUGUUGUAUCAUGUUGAAGAGACAGAGGUUUGGCAAUAUAUUCUAAAUACCGGUAUUUUGGACAAAUUGUUAACACAGUUGUAGCUUAACCAGUUACAUGUCUGUCACUUGUAAAGACUUUUAUCUUUAUUUAUACCUUGCAACAUUAUUUAUUACUGGCAUUAAUUUGUGUAGGUCUGUGACACUGAAUUAUUUACAAGAAAUAUAUUUGGACAUAAUGCUUGUUAUUGUAAAAAGAAACUGUAAAACAAUAAAAUGUGAUUAGUUUUGUGAAUUUUAUUUGUUUUGUGAUAUUUUAUUUUUUUGUAAUAAACUCUGGAUCUCGGCAUUUAAUUUCACAUAACUGUGAAGAUAUUGAACUAUUUUGCAAAAUAUUGUACUCAUUACUGAUAAUAAGGCAAUUACUCAAACCUGUGAUAUUAUAUUUUGUUUAUAUUGAAACACGGAUUUGUUCCAUUUAAGUAAUAACUAUGCCUGUUUAUAAGUUUUAUUUCUUUUUGAAGAAAAUCACUCAGCCAAAACCAGCAGAAUCUGUGAUAAAUGAAAGAAAAACUAAGCAAACUUAGAAUUAUAAAGAAUUUGUCUAGGUCAAUCAUCCUUUGACAAUGUUAAAUAUAUAUAUAUAUAUAUGAAUUUGGGUUUAUGGGAACAAAUCCUUGCUUCUGUUUUUUGUUUAAUAUACAUACUUUUCUUUACUUUAUAUUAACUUCUAGAUGUUUAUAUUUUUUGUACCAAGUUUUAUAUAUUACUGUCACUCAUAUUUAUAUUGUACAAAUAUCACAACUUGCAUUUUACUCAGUGAUUUUACAAGAUUUUUUUAGUUUAGUUUACAAGAUUGAUUGGAUUAGCAGAGAUAUAUUUUAUGACAACUUUUAGAAUUUUCUAUAGCAACUAGGAUUUCAUUUCGGAAGUUUUACAGUCAAUUACCAUCUAUUAUCAAAACAAAAAAAAACUUUACAAAAUAUAUAUCAUUAAAAUAUGGAUUAAAGUUCAAGCAGAAACAACUCCUCACUCAACACCAAACGAGCGAUAUACCGCCCGCUUAGCUCAAUGGGGAGAGCAUAGAUCUACGGGUCGCGGGGUUGUGAGUUUGAUACCCUGUUGGGGCGUAUUUUGUCCAUAUUGAUUUGAU
Mercenaria mercenaria is the source of this 3096-nucleotide messenger RNA. RefSeq names its product spermatogenesis-associated protein 6-like. The record is from RefSeq and is a predicted model, not a curated record. Lineage: Eukaryota; Metazoa; Mollusca; Bivalvia; Venerida; Veneridae. Gene Ontology annotation, biological process: spermatogenesis. The transcript is spliced from 9 exons. Bases 67 to 1041 code for a protein of 324 amino acids. Gene Ontology annotation, molecular function: myosin light chain binding.